CUGAGUCACACAGAGACUCCAGCUGUGCAGAGAACAGACACAAACCUACAACUGAGAUAACAGCAGACUUUACAGCAGUAGAAGUUACAACAGUAGAAGUUACAACAGUAGAAGUUACAACAGUAGAAGUUACAGUAGUAGAAGUUAGAAGAGUAGAAGUUACAGCAGUAAAAGUUACAGCAGUAGAAGUUACAGCAGUAGAAGUUACAGUAGUAGAAGUUACAGCAGUAGAAGUUAGAUGAACAGAAGUUACAACAGUCUACUGUUACUGCAUUUGACCACAAGCGUAUAAAGAUGUCAAAGGGAAUCUAUGAAUACACAAAUGGAUUUGAAGACGAAGAACCCAAUGAAAUAAAGACCAUUGACAUUGAUGAUCAUAUUUACAACAACAAAAGACCCAUCAUGCCCUGCAAGAAGUAUGGAGUUGGUGAUCAACAUUCGGUGUAUCUUUGGAGGUGGAAGAGACAUUUCCCAACUGCUGCAGUGUGUCUGGGGCUGCUGUGUGUUCUCCUGCUGGCUUGGAUCAUAGGCCUGUUACUCUACCAGGGAAACCAAUUGACCAGUUCCGACACCCUGACCAAAGAGGGAGACCAGCAACAGACCAGUUACAACACCUUGACCAAAGAGGGAGACCAGCUACAGACCAGUUCUAACACCCUGAUCAAAGAGAGAGACCAGCUACAGACCAGUUACAACACCUUGACCAAAGAGAGAGACCAGCUACAGACCAGUUAUAACACCCUGACCAAAGAGAGAGACCAGCUACAGACCAGUUCCAACACCCUGACCAAAGAGAGAGACCAGCUACAGACCAGUUACAACACCUUGACCAAAGAGAGAGACCAGCUACAGACCAGUUCUAACACCCUGACCAAAGAGAGAGACCAGCUACAGACCAGUUACAACACCUUGACCAAAGAGAGAGACCAGUUACAGACCAACUACAACACCAUGACCAAAGAGAGAGACCAGCUACAGACCAGAUACAACACCCUGACUGCAGAAAGAGACCAGUUACAGACCAACUACAACACCAUGAAGAAAGAGAGAGACCAGCUACAGACCAGUAACAACACCCUGACUGCAGAAAGAGACCAGCUGCAGACCAGUUACAACACCCUGAUCAAAGAGAGAGAGCAGCUACAGACCAGCUACAACACCUUGACCAAAGAGAGAGACCAGCUACAGACCAGUAACAACACCCUGAUCAAAGAGAGAGACCAGCUACAGACCAGUAACAACACCCUGACUGCAGAAAGAGACCAGCUACAGACCAGCAACAACACCCCUGACCAAAGAGAGAGACCAGCUACAAAAAGACACAGAAUGUCUGGAAACAAUCUUUAG
Molecule: messenger RNA, 1347 nt
Organism: Salmo salar (Atlantic salmon)
Lineage: Eukaryota; Metazoa; Chordata; Actinopteri; Salmoniformes; Salmonidae
Source: RefSeq, a predicted model, not a curated record